UCCAUCGUAGCAGCACUGCAGCGUGGUGGCCCUCUCAUCUAUCCCGAAGUCGAGUCAUUUCUCGUCCGGCUCCAAACCUGACUAGUCGCACCAUGGUCAAAGAAACGAAGUUCUACGACAUUCUUGGGGUGAAGCCCAACGUGACCAACGAUGAGCUGAAAAGAGCCUACAAGAAACUCGCUCUGAAGUACCAUCCGGACAAAAAUCCAAAUGAGGGCGAAAAGUUCAAACUCAUCGCGGCGGCCUAUGAGACUCUCAGCGAUCCCGAGAAACGAAAAAUCUAUGAUCGUGGCGGUGAGCAAGCUCUCAAGGAAGGUGGAGGCGGCGGCGGCGGAUUCCACAAUCCGUUCGACAUUUUCGAGAUGUUCUUCGGCGGCGGAGGCGGUGGUGGUCGUCGACGCGCGAACCGAGGCCGAGAUAAGGCUCAUCCCGUCAGCGUGUCACUCGAAGAACUCUACAAUGGUUCCGUGAGGAAGAUGGCGUUGAGAAAACGCGUGAUCUGCCAGGCCUGCGAAGGCAAGGGAGGCAAGAACGUUUCGGUUUGUAGUUCUUGCAAGGGUCAAGGAGUUGUCAUACGCGUCGUGCAGAUCGCUCCUGGCAUGGUCCAACAGAGCCAGAGCAUUUGUGACGAUUGCUCGGGCCAAGGGGAGAAUUGUGCGCCUGGAGACCGCUGCAAAGUCUGCGAUGGCCAGAAAACCAUUCAGGAGCGGAAGAUUCUCGAAGUUCACAUCGAUAAGGGAAUGGAACAAGGACAAAAGAUUCCCUUCGUCGGCGAGGGUGAUCAAGAGCCAGGAAUGGAGCCCGGGGACGUCAUUUUCGUUGUCGACGAGAAGGAGCACGAGACCUUUGCCCGCGAAGGACUCGACCUCAGCAUGAAAAUGGAAAUCAGUCUCACCGAGGCCCUCUGCGGCUUCCAGAGACCGAUCAAGACUCUCGACAAUCGAAUGCUGGUAAUCACUCAGAUGCCGGGAGACGUGAUCAAGCACGGCGACAUCAAGUGCAUCAUGAACGAAGGCAUGCCCACGUACAAGAAUCCAUUCGAGAAAGGAAGGCUCAUUGUCCAGUUUGCCGUCAAGUUCCCCCAACGUGUGGAUCCGGCGAUCGCUUGCCAAUUAGAAAAUCUUCUCCCGAAGCGCGAAGAGGUCAUGAUCACUGAGGACGCCGAGGAGGUGUUCAUGGAGGAUUUCGACCUCGAGAAUGAGCGUCGUAGACGACGAUACGAGGAGGAAGGUAGGCGCGAAGACGGCGAGCGACACUACAUGGGAGGUGAGGGCCACGGACAAGGAGUCAGCUGCCAAACGAGCUAGACAACGACGCACCGGCAGCAGUAUUCCCCUCUGAUGGAUAAUGUUCGGACCCUGAGGGAUCCGAAGUUUAGAAAAACUUGAAAUUGAGUUUCCGUACGGAAAGAGAAAGCGAAUGAGAGUGAAAUAGGAUACCGAAAUCAUGCAACUCAGUUGAGGACAGCGUUGAGAGGUGUCCGUCAUCUGUGUAAAUAAACUAUUUAUAUCGGUAAACAGAAGCACGACGAGUAUGGGGAAAGCGUGUGGCACGACGUUUCCAAUCCUAACACGCCGUUCCCGAGUCCCUCAACAACGGUCCGAAGUCGCCAGCCAUCUAAUCGGCGACGGGCGGUGAGGGGGGACUCGCGAGCGACCCGUACCGGAGUUAGCCUUCGUUAUGUACAAUUAGCUCUUCUUUAGACGAAGUCCACCUGCAGCGUGCAAUUCUGUAUUCCCUCUUAAUGCUGUUUUGUUCCGGCUUUGAGUUGAUUAACACGGACUGCAGGUCCUGGAUCUGAUCUUGAUGCAUUGGUGUUGAGCGGGUAUUCCCAGUUAUUCCCUCCAAAUGAUUCCAUAGGAAAUUAAAUUGAACGAAUAAAGCCCCGAUUGCAACCCGA
Galendromus occidentalis (western predatory mite) is the source of this 1900-nucleotide messenger RNA. It is a transcript of the gene Droj2, whose product is annotated as DnaJ heat shock protein family (Hsp40) member A4-like. Bases 93 to 1307 code for a protein of 404 amino acids. Lineage: Eukaryota; Metazoa; Arthropoda; Arachnida; Mesostigmata; Phytoseiidae. Gene Ontology annotation, biological process: protein folding; response to heat. The record is from RefSeq and is a predicted model, not a curated record. Gene Ontology annotation, molecular function: ATP binding; Hsp70 protein binding. The transcript is spliced from 2 exons.